Messenger RNA from Mycena citricolor, 1561 nucleotides. The record is from the annotation of a GenBank genome assembly. Lineage: Eukaryota; Fungi; Basidiomycota; Agaricomycetes; Agaricales; Mycenaceae.
GAAAAGGUCAAAUUCUCAUCGUACAUGGUGACUUUAUCGUGUCCAGUCACGUCGUCAUAGAAGCGCGCGGCAUCCUGAGCUUGGAGGAAUGUCAAGCGGAUGGUGCGACGCCUAUCGUGCAUGUGAUCGUCGGUGACAUGGAACAGCGGUCCAGUCAACACCAAGUCGAAGACUUCGGAGACGAGGGCCUUAACGUUCACAUCAUUGACGCAGACCGUGUACUUCGCAGAUUUCGCUACUGAGUAGUUUCGUACACAAGAGCGUGUCCACAGUGAGAAUGAAGACAAACGACGAGCUAGCAUGAAAAAGGCAUACCCGUUGUGAGCGCGAAGAGGAUGCGGAAGAUGCCGAACAGAUCAAUGAUGACAAGAAAUUCACGACUCUUCUUCCGAGCUGUAACAGCGAGCGAACCCCACGGCUUGAGACGCGACAAUACGUGUCGACUGAAGUCCGCACGUCUACAGCAUGAUUCUGGCAGCCAGCCUCGCUCGAGCUUCCGUCCGUCUGACCGCACGACCGGGAGUCUCUCACAUUCGCAAUCUCCACCGCACACCCGUCGCUCUCAAGAAAAAGAAGCCGGCCGCUGCUGCAGAGGACCCGUUCGAGAACGAAGCGGAAGAACAAUGGGGCGGUGAAGUGGAAGACUUAUUUUCCUCGGGCCCGUCCAAGCCAAAGUCCACGGUCGUCAAGUCCAUUCCGGUGGCGACCAGCUCUGCCACCACUACGGAAUAUCGCGGUCUCACACCUGCUGAACGAGAGGCCAGGUUCCAGAAAUUGUACAAAUUUGUGGAAGCAAGAAUCGGACCCAAGCCCUCCGUGACAUCCUCCAAAGCCCGACGCUCUGUGUUCCCGCAGCUCAUUCAGCUGUCCACUACUCCGGAACACCUCCAGUCCAUCGUCGCCCUAAUGCACCCGUGGAAGAAUAGCAGCCUAGGGACGCAAGGGAAAGCGCGACUCGGAGCAGACGGCAAACCGAAGGGUGUGCACCCAUAUGAUGACGCCACCAGUGAACAUUUCGCUCGUCGGUGCGAGGAACUCAAAGUUCCCGAACUGGCGCUGAAAGUUUUCGGAGACUACUCACAACACGGGUUGAAGCUCACUGUCCCCGCCGGGCGCAGGAUCUUGCACGGACUCGUAGUCAACGAGCGCCCGUUCGAGGAUGUCAUCACUGCGACGGCACUGUACGAGGUGUAUUCCCUGCCCCCUGUUCACGAAGAUCUGCCGUCGAGCGCACUGCUUCUCUCAGCGUGCUUGCGCCAUCUGAAAACCGCUGAAGGUGCGCAGAAGCGGAAGACCCAGGCCCUGGUCAAUGGGCUCCUGGCUUCGCUCGAGCAGAGCCUUAAAGCGACGCCGCCGAUGGCGGCCAGUCGCGAUAUUCGAGACAAGACCAUCCGGAAAUGGCUGAAGAGCGCCAUGCUAGAUCUCAGUGCUUUCUUACAGGAGAAGGGACAAGCCAAGAGCUGGCUGGAGCGGUGGAUGGUGCAAAGCAGGUUUCUCCCUGUUGCCAAUUAGAAUCGAUGAAUGAUACACUCUUUGCUUUGGUUCAGUUGCUACAGUACAG